Messenger RNA from Chaetomium fimeti, 1000 nucleotides. RefSeq lists its product as uncharacterized. The transcript has a single exon. NCBI's taxonomy places the organism in Eukaryota, Fungi, Ascomycota, Sordariomycetes, Sordariales, Chaetomiaceae. Bases 380 to 883 code for a protein of 167 amino acids. The record is from RefSeq and is a predicted model, not a curated record.
UCAAUUUGUUUCACAAAUCUACCUUUCCUGCAAUCAGGUUGUUAAUCCCGUUUUCAACGUGAGCGUCAUCUGUUUUUAAACCAAGUGUGUCACCCAGCUGCCCAAGUUAAGUAUUCACUGACAUGUGACAGGUUUGACGCUGUUCGUCCAAGGCGACCGGCCGUCUAGUUGGGCUUCUUUCUCGCCGGGCUAUUCGCCAGAGAUCCGACUCCAUAUCCGCCAUUCUCGAUAUGGCCGUCUUGUAAGCUCACGAGUGCGCGGCAAGACAUACCUCCAGGACAGGUCAUCCUAUGCUGUGCUAUCAAAGAUUUAAGCCCAUGUCGGAACUCUUAGCAACGAGGGUAUUACUCGGCAAGCACCUCAAAGCCAUUGUUCGGUCAUGGCCUCGACCGACGCCCCGAGUUUGAGCCCAGAUUUGGAGCUCGCGUCGACAGACGGCCACGGAGCCACGGCGCAGACAGCCGAGCAAAAAGCAGAGCCACGCACCGUGAGCAGGAAAGAGCCGUGGCUCUCAAGCAAAGCCCAAAAACUCGCAGCCUGGCUCGCAACGAGCGAACCCUCAGCCCGAGCCCUCAGGCAAUACCGCAAGGAAUCCUUCAAAAAAGCAGGCAUCUCUCCCAAAGACACGGAGCCGCCCAAUGCAAAACUGCACGCCCCAAUCGGUGAAAUUCCCGCCGACGCCAUCCGGCCCUCGACCGGACCAACCCCGGAAGCGCUGGCGCGGAAGAAAGCAGCAGACCGGAGGAAGAAUGGUCACAGUAAACGCCCAGAUGGCGCGCUAAAAGAACAGGUCUCAUUUUCGGGGUCGUGGUCGGCAUACAGCGGGCAGGGGGCUACGCCGGAUUUGCUGAACACAUUCCCUUACAUAGGGCCGAGCGGCUGAAACGGGGCUGGGAAUUCAACCAAUCCUAUCUCAAGUGGUUGCUUGAGUCGCUCGGGAGUGCGAGUAUUUCCUGCAUGUUGAAAGUCCCUUGAGACUUGUUUUUAAAACAAUAAGCAA